CGCAGAUCACAUCAGCAGAUGCUCCCUGCUGGCUCUAAUCCAUUCCUCUAAUCUCAUCUCAUUGACUAGACUGAAGGUUUGAUAACGCCAGACUCCAGCUAGCUUUAGUUCAUGUCAUUAGCCUGGGGCUUUUGUCUAAUCUCUCUCUGAAUGUCGUGGUGAAUAUUGUCAAGUGUGUUAUUUCGAUUUAAUACAUUAUUUUAUUUUAUUUUAUUUUAUUUUAUUUUAUUUUAUUUUAUUUUAUUUUAUUUUAUUUUAUUUUAUUUUAUUUUAUUUUAUUCCUUGUUUGAUGCAUACCUCCUCCGCUUGGUGGCGGUAAAGCAUCUGCUCGUUGUCAGCUGUAAACACCAGUAAGCGGAAGAGGGAGAAGAAGAAAAAAUAGGCCGGCAGCAUCUUGUUAGCAGACAACAUAAACAUUGGUUGAUUUUUGUGUAGAUUGGACUAUUGAGGCGGUUUAGCGUUCCACUUUUCAUUGGAUAAUAGCUGCAAGAUGUCGUAGUGUGGCUAUGUGUCUCACGAUCAACCAUGGUUGUUUGGAUUUCGGAUAUACAAAGACCUUCAUGUUGCCCUACUAACGGAUGAUACCAUGUUCAAUUACAAUAUGAAGGAAACUACAAUGUGGCCUUAAACUGUAUUAUUGUCGACUGUCUAUUCAGCCCAUGAUUCAGCUGGAGAAACCAGUACCGACUGGUACCAUGCCAGUCGUGUGGCCAACCAUCCUUGACUUGGGCAGGGAUGAGUGCAAAAGAAUUCUCCGUAAACUGGAGCUUGAGGCUUAUGCUGGCGUCAUUAGUGCCCUCAGAGCCCAAGGGGACCUGACAAAGGACAAGAAGAAUCUCCUGGGAGAACUCACUAAAAUCCUUGGUAUUUCAACAGAGCGUCAUCGUGCAGAAGUCCGCAGGGCGGUUAAUGAUGAACGCCUCACCACCAUUGCAUAUCAUAUGUCAGGACCCAACAGUUCGUCCGAAUGGUCGAUUGAAGGGCGGCGACUUGUUCCACUGAUGCCGAGGCUGGUCCCUCAGACAGCUUUUACCAUGACUGCUAAUGCGGUCGCCAGUGCUACAGCCAAUCAGAAUGCCUCACUUCUGUUGCCAGCUGAAACGGGAAACAAAGAAGUGGUUGUAUGUUACUCCUAUACCAGCACCACCUGCACCUCCACCAGUGCUACAGCAACCAGUGGCACCAUAGGAGCAACGGUGAAGUCACCACGACCUGCCAGCCCUACAUCCAACGUGGUGGUGCUGCCCAGCGGUAGCACUGUUUAUGUGAAAAGUGUGAGUUGUUCAGAUGAAGAUGAAAAGCCUCGCAAGCGAAGAAGGACAAACUCAUCCAGCUCGUCGCCAGUGAUGUUGAAGGAGGUUUCCAAGGUGUCCCCUCCAGUUUCCAAGAACAUCACACUUCCUGUCAGUGGCAGCCCUAAGAUGAGCAACAUCAUGCAAAGCAUCGCCAAUUCGCUGCCUCCCCACCUGUCCCCAGUCAAGAUCACCUUCACCAAGCCCACAAUCCAGACUACUAGCACCACCACGCAAAAGGUCAUAAUUGUGACAACCUCUCCCAGUGCCAACUUCGUUCCCAACAUUCUGUCCAAGUCUCAUGCCCACCACAACACCACUGUGUCUAAGCUGGGCUCCACCUCUGUGUUGAACACACCCACUCAGAAGCAGACAGUUGUGUUUCCUGCCAGUUCCAGCCCUAAUUCCACCACUAUUGCUGUGACGACUGUGGUCUCCUCUACUCCUUCAGUGGUCAUGUCAACUGUCACACCAUGUGCCUCUUCAGCUGGAGUGAAGGUCGCUGCAGCCAGGCUUCCUUCACCUAAGACUCUGAUGGGGUCACCUACUCAGAUCUUGGCCCAGUUUCCCAAACAACAGUCUCCAAAACAACUGCAACAGAGCUCAGCUUUAGGAGCUUCUAGUGUUGGUCAGACCCAAACUAGCACCACCUCCCCUGGAGCAAAACCCACAAUUCAGAUCAAACAAGAGUCUGGUGUAAAGAUAAUCACUCAGCAAGUUCAGCCGAGCAAAAUUCUGCCCAAGCCGUCGUCAGUGGCUCUGUCCGGGAGCAGCUCCUCUCCCAUCAUGGUUGUUAGUAGCAAUGGAGCCAUAAUGACCACUAAACUGGUCACUCAGCCAACAGCUACCCAGGCGACAUAUACCAGACCCACUGUUAGCCCGACCAUCGGCGCCAGAAUAUCAGCCUCCAGUGGUGGGGCCACUUAUGUCAAGACCACCAGUGGCAGCAUCAUCACUGUUGUGCCCAAAUCUCUGGCUACUCUGGGUGGGAAAAUCAUCAGCAGCAACAUUGUGUCUGGCACAACUACUAAGAUAACCACCAUCCCCAUGACGUCCAAGCCAAACGUCAUUGUUGUUCAGAAAACAACUGGUAAAGGAGCAACCAUCCAGGGACUGCCAGGAAAGAAUGUGGUCACCACUCUUUUAAAUGCUGGGGGGGAGAAGGGUCUGCAGGCUGUUCAGGGGACAAAACCAGCCAUCAUCACUGCCUCCAGACCUAUUACCAAGAUGAUUGUCACCCAGCCCAAAGGUAUGAGCGCUGGAUCCCAGUCCACCGCCACCAAGAUCAUCCCAACCAAGAUCGUCUACGGCCAGCAGGGCAAGACACAGGUUCUCAUUAAGCCUAAGCCUGUCUACCAGACUGCGGUGGUCAGUGAACAGACCAGGCAGCUGGUCACUGAGACUCUGCAGCAAGUGACCCGCUCUGCAGACCUUGCUCUGGGGCAGAGCUUGGGUCCGGAGGGGACUACAAAGGAAGAGGUCAGCUUCAUAGAGGCCAUCAGCUUAACUGGAGAGGCCUCCCAAGGUAGUGCCCAAGACCCGCAGCCUGUAGUGCAUGUGGUCUCCUCCAGGGAGCAGAAUUGGACUGAGCAGGAAGUAGCUGUGGAGACCAGCCCAACCAUUAUCUAUCAGGAGGUAACUAGCGGGGAAUCCCAGUCCGCCACAUCUACCAUCAAGGCUCUGCUGGAGUUACAGCAAACAACAGUAGUUAAAGAGAAAGGAGAGUCCAAACUGAGGCAGAACACGAUCGACCUGAGCCAGAUGGCCGUGCCCAUCCAGCUGGCCCAGGAGAAGAAGCCCAGCCCAGAGUCCACGUCAGAGGCUGAGCCCAGCACCGACUAUGUCUCAGCAGGUAAAGUGAGCCGAGUGGGCGUGUCCACGGAGGACGAUGAUGUAGUCAUGUCCUCUAGCCAGCAGCUGGUAAAGCCUUACAAAACCAGCGGCCAGGUUGCUGUGGCGACCAAAGCGGCUGCUGCCACCUCUGCAGCGUCACACGCCAGUCACAUGCCCUCCGACAGCCGUGGCAAAACUGAGACCAUGUUAGAGGCCGGAGAGCUGGAAGGCGACACCUUGGACCCACAGACUGGCUUGUUUUACCGUUCCACCCAACCAGCAUCAGAGCCCACGAAGCAAGCCGCCCACCCGGCUGGCGCUCAGCCGCCACCGAGCCAAGCCGAGUCCGAGCCGAGCCGGCACAGCUUGGCAUCCGGCCAGCCCGCGCCACCGCCGCCGCAGCUGCAGAGCAAACCUCAGGUCAGCCAGCCUCCCUCUUCCUCCACCGCCUUCCCCUCCACGCCUCCCCUGAGCAAGAAACUCCCCAAACUACGAGAGCAGAGUUUGCUCAAACCCCAGACUUUAUCCCAGAGCCCCAAAGAUAGAUCCCCGACUACACCGGCCCAGGCUGGGGCGAAGGUCCCAACCCCGACCACACCAACCAAGCCCCUGACGCCACAGCUCCCAAAGCUCCAGCAAGCACCCACGUCCCACCACAGGCCCCAGCACAUGUCCAUGUCUCACCCCCCUCCGCUGCAGGCGCACCACCCUGUCAGCACCGAGAAGACCGCAACCAGCCAGCAGCCAAUCAUCACGCAGAAUGCCACCCUCACCAAGAUCACCUUCGGCAGCUCCCACCCGCCGCCCGUGUUCAGCAGCGGCGAGGCCACUGCCAAGCUGAUUCCAGAGUCCAGCUCCAGUUUGUCUGGAGACAAGCCCUCGGUCUCAGACAUCCUGAAGAUCUCCAUGAUGGAGGCCGAGAUCGACCCGAGCACAGAACCCAUGGUGGUGGACUCCUCCAGUGAUUGCGGCCCGCUGGGUAAAGCCCUGGAGGUCCAGGCCGUGUCGGGCACGCUGGACGCCGGCCAGUUCAUCAGCAGCUCCGGGGCCUCCGUGCACCGGUCCCACACAAAGGCCCAGCAGUUCAGCUGCAUGCAGGGCCUCACUGCACAGAGGAGCAAAGAGGACCUGGAUGUCAUAGAGGUGAUUCCCCAGUACUCCAUCUUGCCGGACUCCAGCCAGUCCAACGUGGUGGUGGAGCCCAGCGGCUUCCUGGAGAUCACCAACUACACCAGCCAGCAGCUGGAGGAGGACAGCCCCAUGGAGCAGGAGGUGGACAGCAGCAACGACGAGGCCACGGCGGCCAGUCCGCCUGACCAGCCGUAGCUGCAGUCAUUAUUGGGAGCAGAGCGGAGGAUGACCUCAGUCCCAGUGAACUAAGACUUAAGAGUUGUUUUCUGUUGUGUAAAAUACUAUUUUGUUCAUAAAUAAGUCUAGUAUUUUUUUCUUCACGCGGCUAAGGACACAUGCUUCUAUCGCUCUGGUUCCAAUGUGAGCGAGCGAGGUGAAAGGCUUAGCUGCAGCCGCUCACACACAGUUGGACGGCCGCCUCUCCAAACAUACCUAAUUGUUUCAGUAUGUUUACAUUUUUACCUGCAGGACUUUGCGAGUCAACCACGCGUUCAUGAACCCGAUGGCUCGGAGCCCCGCGCCGCUGUACAUCAUUUCAAACACACCUCUAUGUUGAUGGUUGUCCAGAAGGAUUCAAACACACGUUACCCAGUGACUUCACUCCGAUUUCUCCCGCCGCGUGCGGACGUCUUCUGGAGGUUUUUUGUCUUUUAAACGUGAACUGUUUUUCGUUUGACCGAGCUUGUAACAGUGAAACCUGAAAUGCGUAUGGGAUUUACGAAGCUGGAGCAGAUUGGAUUGCAGUGUGCAACAUAAAGCAGAACCAGAGGAAUCCAGAUUCCUGAAGGAAAGAGGAAGCCCAACACGUGUUACAGCUCAUAGUAACUGUAAUGGGGGGAAAAAAGUUGACUCUUUGCUGGGAUAUUCACCAAGUAUGCAUUUGCAUAGUGUGUGUAAACUAUGCCCCUGUUUUAUACUUUUUCAAACUAGAUGACUAGUUGAGAGAAAUCAUUUAAUCCGCACAAUAAAUACAGAGGACGAA
Messenger RNA from Betta splendens (Siamese fighting fish), 5238 nucleotides. RefSeq names its product EMSY transcriptional repressor, BRCA2 interacting (gene emsy). The record is from RefSeq and is a predicted model, not a curated record. Gene Ontology annotation, biological process: regulation of DNA-templated transcription. The coding region runs from base 660 to 4451 and encodes 1263 amino acids. NCBI's taxonomy places the organism in Eukaryota, Metazoa, Chordata, Actinopteri, Anabantiformes, Osphronemidae. Gene Ontology annotation, cellular component: nucleoplasm. The transcript is spliced from 20 exons.